CUUUUAACCCUUUUCAGUUUUCAGUUUUCACCCUCUUCCCUCUAUCGUUCUCUGCUCUUUCUCUUAUCUCUCAGGAAUAAUACGAACCAAAACCCUAGCUAACUUCCGUAGGAUUGCAACUCCAUUCCAAGGUUUGAGAUUCAUCUUCUCCUACGAAUGGCUGCCAAACCUCUUACAACGGAAGCAAUUGCGCUUACAGAGAAGAAGAUGGACAUGACAUUAGAUGAUAUAAUCAAAAUGUCUAAGAACAAGAAGGCUAGGAAGCAAAGACGAGUUCCGAACAAGAGCAUAAAGUCUUCGAACAAUUUUAUUCAAGAUAAGUCUUCAAAGCUACGGAAUUAUAUGGAUUCAAGAUCUUCUCUUAGACAGGGGGCUCUUGCAAAAAGAAGGUCUAAUUUCCAGGGAAACCAAUUUCCUGUGGCAGCUGAGAUUGCACGAAAAGCUGUUAAUGCACCUCUGCGCAAUAGAAAUUCUAAUCGCAGUAGGGUAGCUAGCUGGAAUAAAGCAAGGUUUCAAGUUCCUGCAAAUCAGAUAAGGGCUGCCAGUGGAGGUUUUCCUGCAAAGCAACCAGUGCCUUCACCUCAGCCACAGCAGGGUAAUGGAGAUGUAGUGCCUAAGCAAAGGCCUCAGACGCUGGAUUCACUCUUUGCAAACAUGAAGGAACAAAGAAUGAGAGUAUUAUCGAGGCAGAAUAAUGCUGUGCAGCGCAAUGGGGGUGGAAAUCGGAGGCCCCUAUCAGGAAGAGGUCGACGUGGCAACUAAAAUUACUGGCUGAAAUCGAAGCUGUCUUAGUCUGCUGCAUCCUGAGUGAGUGAUGCAGGUUAAAAUUUCUUAGUGUGCAAAUGCAAAACCUAGAUGUCUUUAACCUUAGGUGGAACACUAUUCCUUUUUCAUUCGGAGGUGUUUUGAACUUCUGUUGCUGUGCUCCUGCAUUGUAUAUUACAUUUCUCUGUUGAUGUGCUCCUUCACUGUGUACGUCUGGUUCAUAAUGCGGUAAACUUGGGAUUACCAGUUUGAAUGUCAUUUGAAUUGCAUAUCAUUGGAAUAUCCGUAGUUCGCUGCAAGGAAGAUGUAAUUUUUUGGCUUUCCUCCAUUAUUUAUCCUUUAAGCUUUAUUAAUCAGCUUUUUCGUUUAUUGAAA
This is a messenger RNA of Arachis duranensis, 1140 nucleotides long. RefSeq lists its product as uncharacterized. The transcript has 7 exons. Lineage: Eukaryota; Viridiplantae; Streptophyta; Magnoliopsida; Fabales; Fabaceae. The record is from RefSeq and is a predicted model, not a curated record. Bases 157 to 762 code for a protein of 201 amino acids.